Molecule: messenger RNA, 1375 nt
Organism: Hypoxylon trugodes
Lineage: Eukaryota; Fungi; Ascomycota; Sordariomycetes; Xylariales; Hypoxylaceae
Exons: 5
Coding region: 166-1191 (341 amino acids)
Source: RefSeq, a predicted model, not a curated record
UAGAAAAGUUAGGCCGGCAUUAUUAUUAGAGAAGAGAUGAUUCUUCGUAUAUAGGAUUUACAGUCUAUGGUAGCGCAUAAGCAGUGGUCUAGCUCUUCCUCAUACGAGGUUCCCUCACUCAUCCUAAUUUCUAUCGUAACAUAGUUAGCCAUAGUAUCUUUCGAGAUGCAUUGGAAUACCUUCACCCUAGCGCUCCUCGCGCAAGGGGCUGCUGCCCAACAGAUGAUACGCUUCGGCUGCUCGCAGCUUGUCAUCGAGCGGUUGGAUCCCCUAGUCAACCCCGGUACCACGCCGUCGCCGCACGUUCAUCAGAUCGUGGGAGGCAACUCUUUCAAUUCUAGCAUGGACCCGACAACACACGAUCUCGUUAGAGACUCUACCUGCACCACCUGCACGUUUUCCGAAGACUUCUCUAACUACUGGACGGCGGUCAUGUACUUCCGAGCCCGCAACGGAACAUACCGACGUGUGCCCCAAUUCGCCAACGUAGGACUUCGUGCUGUGGGUGGUAUUACGGUCUACUAUAUCCCGCCAUAUGAUGGAAAGACGACGGUGACCGCUUUCAAGCCCGGCUUCCGCAUGCUUGUGGGAGAUGCCGCGCUUAGAAAGUCCGAUGGCAUGCAGCGCCAACUUUGCCACCGUUGCUACACAUCUGAGAGUGGCGCUGGCGUCGCUGGUGAUACAGGUGGGGCGCCGUGCACUGGAUCAGAUACUCAGAGUUUACCACCGGCACCUUGCAAGGGUGGUAUUCGAACGACAAUUACCUUCCCGACUUGCUGGGAUGGUAAGAACUUAGAUAGCCCAGACCACAAGACUCACGUUGCGUAUCCCGAGACGGGUUCGUUCGAAUCGGUCGGCACAUGCCCGCAAAGCCACCCCGUUCGUUUACCUCAGUUGAUGUACGAAGUGAUGUGGGACACGCGACCCUUCAAUGACCCAGAUCUAUGGCCCGAAGAUGGCUCGCAGCCGUUCUACUGGAGUACAAACGAUGAGACCGGGUACUCGCAACAUGGUGACUACAUAUUCGGCUGGAAGGGUGAUGCGCUCCAGCGUGCUCUCGACGCCCGAUGUAACAACGCUAUCUGCAAGGAACUCAAAGUCCAGACUUCCGAGGAGGCAAUGAGGUGCACCAAAGCACAAACCGCAGUAGAGGAUGUUGAUGGAUGGUUGGAAAGUAUUCCUGGAAAUUAGGUCAACCUAUAUACUUAUUAGUCCCGAAUUGAUGGACGAAGAUAUAGAACAAAGUAUCAAGAGUUGCCUCUAACUAUAUCACGUCCUACUUUCCUCCUUGCGUACCUAUGUAGAUGCCCCCCCACGCGCAUUUUUGAACGAUGGUAUUUUCCUAUAGAUUUUUAUAAUAAGCAGUAACCACAUA